Molecule: messenger RNA, 2391 nt
Organism: Hyaena hyaena (striped hyena)
Lineage: Eukaryota; Metazoa; Chordata; Mammalia; Carnivora; Hyaenidae
Gene: CDK9
Product: cyclin dependent kinase 9
Exons: 8
Coding region: 243-1823 (526 amino acids)
Biological process (GO): protein phosphorylation
Cellular component (GO): nucleus
Molecular function (GO): cyclin-dependent protein serine/threonine kinase activity; ATP binding
Source: RefSeq, a predicted model, not a curated record
UCCGGCCGCCUCCUCGUCGGCUCUUUCCGUCUCGCCCCCUCGCCCGGCCGCCCCGGGCCCGGGCCCGGCCAGGGAGCCCCCAGGCCGCGGCUCGGGGGCCACCACCCCCCCCACCCCGCCCGCCGCUCCGCGCAGCCCGGCGGAGGCGGUGCCGUCGGAGGAGGAGGAGCAGGGCACUGCGGCUGGCCCCGGAUCGGGCGCCAGAGCGGCAGCGGCUUCGGCAGCAGCGGCGACCCGGGCCGAUGCAGCGGGACGCACCGCCCCGAGCCCCAGCCCCGGCGCCCCGGCUCCCCGCGCCCCCGAUCGGGGCCGCUGCCAGCAGUGGUGGCGGCGGAGGCGGGGGCAGUGGCGGCGGCGGAGGCGCCUCUGCAGCUCCGGCUCCUCCUGGCCUCCCGGGAACUACAAGUCCCAGGGGGCCUGGCGGCGGGCGGCGGGCGGAAGAGGCGGGGUCGGCGCCGCGAGGCCGGAAGUGGCCGUGGAGGCGGAAGUGGCGCGGCCGCGGAGGGGCCUGGAGCACGGCGGCUGGACCCGGAGCGGGAGCGGCGGCGGCGGCGGCGGCGGCGGCGGCGGCGGCUGGGGGCGGCGGCGGCGGCGCACUGGAGGCAGCCAUGGCAAAGCAGUACGACUCGGUGGAGUGCCCCUUUUGUGAUGAGGUGACCAAAUAUGAGAAGCUCGCUAAGAUCGGCCAAGGCACCUUCGGGGAGGUAUUUAAGGCAAAGCACCGUAAGACCGGCAAAAAGGUGGCUUUGAAGAAAGUGCUGAUGGAGAACGAGAAGGAGGGGUUCCCCAUCACAGCCCUGCGGGAAAUCAAGAUCCUCCAGCUUCUAAAACACGAGAACGUGGUUAACUUGAUUGAGAUCUGCCGAACCAAAGCUCUUGCUGCCCCGGGGGCUGCCACAGCACCUGGCCCAGAGGAGGCACUCAGCAAAGAGUUGGCCAGUGAAGGAAUGCACAGCUGGAUAUCCGAGUCUUCCCCCUACAACCGUUGCAAGGGCAGUAUAUACCUCGUGUUUGACUUCUGCGAGCAUGACCUUGCCGGGCUGCUGAGCAACGUCUUGGUCAAGUUCACACUGUCUGAGAUCAAGAAGGUCAUGCAGAUGUUGCUCAACGGCCUCUACUACAUCCAUAGAAACAAGAUCUUGCACAGGGACAUGAAGGCAGCUAACGUGCUCAUCACCCGCGAUGGGGUUCUGAAGCUGGCAGACUUCGGGCUGGCCCGGGCUUUCAGCCUGGCAAAGAACAGCCAGCCCAACCGCUAUACCAACCGUGUGGUGACGCUCUGGUACCGGCCACCGGAGCUGUUGCUCGGGGAGCGGGACUACGGCCCCCCCAUUGACCUCUGGGGUGCCGGGUGCAUCAUGGCGGAGAUGUGGACACGCAGCCCUAUCAUGCAGGGCAACACGGAGCAGCACCAGCUUGCCCUCAUCAGCCAGCUCUGUGGCUCCAUCACCCCCGAGGUGUGGCCCAACGUGGACAAGUACGAGCUGUUUGAGAAACUGGACCUAGUCAAGGGCCAGAAGCGGAAGGUGAAGGACAGGCUGAAGGCCUAUGUGCGUGACCCCUACGCGCUGGACCUCAUCGACAAGUUGCUGGUGCUGGAUCCCGCCCAGCGCAUCGACAGCGACGACGCCCUUAACCACGACUUCUUCUGGUCCGACCCCAUGCCCUCGGAUCUCAAGGGCAUGCUCUCCACCCACCUGACGUCCAUGUUCGAGUACCUGGCGCCACCACGCCGAAAGGGCAGCCAGAUCACCCAGCAGUCCACCAACCAGAGCCGCAAUCCCGCCACCACCAACCAGACGGAGUUCGAGCGUGUGUUCUGAGGGCCGGCUGCCGGCGCUUCGCAUUAGGGCAGUUUUGGUUUUUCUCCUGCUGUGUGACUUGCGUUGUGGAGGUCACGGGGCAUUUGAGUUUUCUCUAGUGCUUUAUUUUAUUUAAUCCCCACCCUGGGCGCCAGGAAGGCCAGCCGAGUGGACUGGAGGAAAGCUUUGGCUACAAGCCCAGGAUGGCACGGGGGCUGCCUCCGCUUGUCCCCUGGCGUUCAAGAUGAUCGCCAGAGGGUCUCUGUUUACUUUCAGACAGGAUCGGGGUGGGAGGAGAGGCACGCCCCGCCAGUGACUUUCAGAGUGUUCCCAGCGUGACCGGAGGAGGGGACAGGCCCCUCGCCCACCGCCAGCCCUUCCUCUCGAGAUGAGAAACUUGGCGUGGGGGACAGAAUUGGGCUCGGGAACGGGCCGGUCUCGGCCCAACCGUCCGAAGCUCCGGGGCUGGCAAGGACUUGGUUUCUUUAAUACAACAUUUUAUCGUGUUUUUUUUUGUUCGGUUGUUGGGAGGCGUUCCUGGACGCACUGUUUGGUCAGUUACAAUUAAAGUUGACUCUUUUUUUUUUUU